Messenger RNA from Phialemonium atrogriseum, 3619 nucleotides. Its product is annotated as Coatomer, beta subunit. The transcript has 4 exons. The record is from RefSeq and is a predicted model, not a curated record. NCBI's taxonomy places the organism in Eukaryota, Fungi, Ascomycota, Sordariomycetes, Cephalothecales, Cephalothecaceae. Gene Ontology annotation, biological process: endoplasmic reticulum to Golgi vesicle-mediated transport; intracellular protein transport; intra-Golgi vesicle-mediated transport. Gene Ontology annotation, molecular function: structural molecule activity. The coding region runs from base 306 to 3185 and encodes 959 amino acids. Gene Ontology annotation, cellular component: cytoplasm; COPI vesicle coat.
GUCCCACCGGGCAGCUCAGCGGAGGCGGGCCAGAUCUCUUGAUAUUGAACUACCUACCUGUGUAUCCAGUUCCCUACCACGUUUCCCUGCAACCUCUCGCCUGUGCAGGUGUCCCGAUCGUCUCCUCUUUUGUCUCACUGUGCCGGAAUUCAACAACCACACGGCCAUCUGCACAAGGUCGAGCAUUCGUUGAGCUCAGGGCAACCUACCCUCCCCGAAUAUAACCCCUUAACCUUCGCGCCCCCCCACCCCCCCGAGAACUUCCCGAUUGUAACGAAACAACCUGCCAGAGGCCAGCGCCCGUCAUGUCGUUCUUAGAGAACGCCUACAGCUUAGUCCACCAGGACAAUGCUGCGGACGUUCCAUCCCUGUCCGACCUCCGGACCCAACUCGAAAAGGGCUCCGACGAAACCAAGGUCGAGACCAUGAAGCGCAUUCUGACCGUCAUGCUUAAUGGCGACCCCAUGCCUCAAUUGCUCAUGCACAUCAUCCGAUUCGUCAUGCCAUCCAAGUCUAAGCAGCUAAAGAAGCUUCUCUACUUCUACUACGAGAUUUGCCCGAAGCUGGAUGCCCAAGGGAAGCUGAAGCAGGAGAUGAUAUUGGUUUGCAACGGUAUUCGGAACGACCUCCAACAUCCCAAUGAGUAUAUCCGAGGAAACACGCUUCGCUUCCUCUGCAAACUUCGGGAACCCGAGCUCAUCGAGCCCCUCCUCUCCUCGGCACGGUCCUGUCUCGAGCACCGCCAUGCAUAUGUCCGCAAGAACGCUGUCUUUGCUGUCGCUUGCAUCUACCAGCAUUCCCCGACCCUCAUCCCCGAUGCAGCGGACCUGAUCGCGACCUUCUUAGAAGGAGAAAACGAUCCCACCUGCAAGAGAAACGCGUUCGCCGCCCUGUCCAGCAUCAGCCACGAUAAGGCAUUGGUGUACCUUAGCAAGGUGUUUGAUGGAAUACCGAAUGCUGAAGAGCUGAUCCAGCUGGUGGAGCUUGAAUUCAUUAGGAAGGAUGCCGUCCAGAACCCGCAGAACAAGGCACGAUAUCUGCGUCUAAUCUUCGAUCUUUUGGAAGCGAGCGCAUCAACGGUCGUGUACGAGGCGGCUUCGUCGCUUACUGCUCUGACCAGCAAUCCUGUCGCCGUCAAGGCCGCUGCUGGAAAGUUCAUCGAACUCGCUAUCAAGGAGGCCGACAACAACGUGAAGCUGAUCGUCCUCGACCGGGUAGAUCAGCUGCGAAAGAAGAACGAGGGCAUCCUGGAUGAUCUGACCAUGGAGGUUCUACGAGUUCUCUCGAGCGCAGACCUUGAUGUGCGGAGGAAGGCCCUGACGAUCGCGCUGGAAAUGGUGUCGAGCAAGAACGUGGAAGAGGUUGUCCUACUCCUUAAGAAGGAACUUUCAAAGACAGUGGACCAGGAGUAUGAGAAGAACACCGAGUACCGCCAGCUCCUCAUCCAUUCAAUCCACCAAUGCGCCAUCAAGUUCUCCGAGGUUGCCGCCAGCGUCGUCGACCUGUUGAUGGACUUCAUUGCAGAUUUCAACAAUACCUCCGCUGUCGAUGUUAUCAACUUCGUCAAGGAGGUGGUUGAGAAGUUCCCCAAGCUUAGGGCCGCGAUUGUUGCGAGGUUGGUGGAUACUCUGAGCGAAGUUCGCGCUGGCAAGGUCUACCGUGGCAUCCUAUGGAUCGUUGGUGAAUACUCUCUCGAGGAGAAGGACAUUCGGGACGCUUGGAAGAGAAUACGGGCGAGUCUGGGCGAGAUUCCCAUUCUCGCUUCCGAGCAGCGCCUGCUUGACGGUGUGGAAGGCGAAGACGAGCACAAGGACGAGGGAGAGGUCAAUGGGCACUCGAAACCAUCUGCACCGACUGGCUCGCGCCGGGUUCUUGCUGAUGGCACCUAUGCGACAGAGAGCGCUCUGACAAGCAAAUCUGCUUCAGCAGCCAGGCUUGAGGCCGUGAAGGCUGCCCAGAAACCUCCGCUGAGACAGCUCAUUCUUGAUGGAGAUUAUUACCUGGCGACUGUCCUGUCGGCGACGCUGACGAAGCUGGUUAUGCGACAUUCCGAUAUCUCCUCUGAUGCUGCGCGCACCAAUGCGCUUCGUGCGGAGGCCAUGCUCAUCAUGAUUUCUAUCAUCCGGGUUGGUCAGUCUCAAUUCGUCAAGGCGGCUAUCGACGAGGAUUCGGUGGACCGGGUCAUGAGCUGUGUGCGGUCGCUAUCCGAGUUCAAGGAGCACCGAGAACUCGAAACCGUGUACUUGGACGACACACGGAAAGCGUUCCGCGCCAUGGUACAGGUCGAGGAGAAGAAGCGCGCCGCAAAGGAGGCAAUGGAGAGGGCCAAGACCGCAGUUCAGGUCGACGACGUCGUGUCGAUCCGCCAGCUCUCCAAGAAGAAUGCCGGAGACGGGACCGACGAAGUCGAACUCGACCUUGAGCGGGCCAUGGGCGGCGACGCCGGCGCUGCCGAGGACCUCUCUUCCAAGCUCAGCCGGGUCGUUCAGCUCACCGGCUUCUCAGACCCUGUCUAUGCCGAGGCAUACGUCAAAGUCCACCAGUUCGACAUCGUUCUCGAUGUCCUCCUCGUCAACCAGACGACCGAGACCCUGCAAAACCUCUCGGUCGAGUUCGCCACCCUCGGCGACCUCAAGGUUGUCGAGCGGCCGACGACGCAGAACCUUGGCCCGCACGACUUCCACAACGUCCAAUGUACAAUCAAGGUGUCUUCCACAGACACGGGGGUCAUCUUCGGCAACGUAGUGUACGACGGCGCGCACAGCACGGACACCAACGUGGUCAUACUCAACGACCUCCAUGUCGACAUCAUGGACUACAUCCAGCCAGCGACCUGCACCGAGACGCAGUUCAGGACGAUGUGGACCGAGUUUGAGUGGGAGAAUAAGGUCAACAUCAAUAGCUCGGCCAAGACCCUGCGCCAAUUCUUGGACCAGCUCAUGGCCUGCACAAACAUGAACUGCCUCACCCCCGAGGCCAGCCUCAAGGGCGACUGUCAGUUCCUAAGCGCAAACCUCUAUGCUCGCAGUGUCUUUGGCGAGGACGCCCUAGCCAACUUGAGCAUCGAGAAGGAGGGCGACGACGGCCCCAUCACGGGUUUCGUCAGGAUACGUAGCAGGUCUCAGGGACUGGCGUUGAGUCUCGGGACGUUGAAAGGGUUGAAUAAGAUUGGAUCGACGGCCUGAAGGGGGAAACGGUUAUCGUAUCCGCCGCCUUGAGCGUGGCAAAUAAGUCCCUGGUCUCGUAAUGGUUCACCGGAUGGAAAGACCAGCUGAAUCCCCUCGGUGGCUACCUACCUACCUAGUCAUCUUUUUGUCGCAGCGAUUCUUGGUAAACAAAAAGAAGAAAAAAGAAAUCAUCGUCAAAUCGAGGGCCUGGAAUGGACUUGUUCUGUUUGACGGCACACAGCUCAAAUGAAUAACGUGGAGGGGACUUGGGGAGCAAGGGGGGACAUAAAAGAGUUCGGUCCGAGGAAUGAAAGGAAGGGUCUCAAGACAGAUGUAGUGCAAUCGUGUUAGACUUAUUCACGAGAUUAGUAGGUAGGUAAGGUAGGCAGUUAGAUGCCAAAAAACGGGCAAUGAUGCAUUCAAUAGGUGCCAUUUCCACGUUGCUAUUUGUA